AUGCCUGCUGUAUCAUCUCCAGGAAAUUCAACAGCCAAAAUUUGUCUCGUUUGCGGCGAUGAAAAAGCCAGCAAACAUUACGGAACGAUCGCAUGCAACGGCUGCAAAGGAUUUUUCCGAAGAAGCAUUUGGGAGCAACGAGCAUACACUUGUGCCAAUCAUGAUAAAUGCGAGGUUGCUCAACAAUUUCGGAAUCGGUGUCGCGCAUGCCGCCUUCUGAAAUGCUUUCGCGUCGGAAUGGAUGCUCGCGCUGUGCAAUCGGAGCGUGAAAACAAGCCAACCGAUAAUCGCAUAAGGGCUCAAAAGAGCCGCUUGCGUAGUCAAGGCUAUGUGCCGAGGUGUAGUUCAAGAUCGACGCCCGAAUUCGAGAAGCCAACGGUCCUCAAACGCCUCAUUAUGAUUGAGCGCGCCGUCAUGGAGAAACAAGAUGAUCAGACAGAUCUGGCGGCAAUGUUUAGCUGCCAAUGCAAUGUGAAUCUCUCUCUUGCGGAAGCUUUCGCAAAUCCCAAUCGGGUCGCGUCACGAACAAAGCUUCAAUGGGAGUGUUGCGACCGCCUCUCGAACGUGAAGGAUUUGCAAGUGACUUGGUGUCGAACAUUCGUCUGGUACGUCGACUUCCUUCGAUCCCACGAUGAAUUCAACAGUCUACCACACAACGAUCAACUUUCCAUUUGCAAGAACCGAUUCGCACCUGUGUCAUGGCUCACGUAUGCCUACAACGCAUACAUCUAUCAAAUCGAUGGUGUCGCCUUCACCAACGACGCCUGGUAUCCAAAGGAUCCGAAGCUCCGCGAGCUUGUUCCAUCCGAAUGCAAUCAAUACUAUGCUUCGUUGUGUGAUAUAAUGCAUCACGAAGUGAUUAGUAUUAUGAAAAUCUUAUCGAUUGAUGCCGAAGAAUAUUGUUUGAUGCUUCUGUUGGCCGCGUUCAAACCCGACUAUCGAUUGUCCGACGAAGCGAAUCAGCACAUUUCUGGCGUUCGGGCACAUUACAAUCAGAUUCUCUGCGAAUAUGCGACAUCAAAAACUGAAUCUCAGAUGGAGGCAAUGGAGAGAAUUGGACUUCUCAUGCUACUGCUGACGUCGGUUGAAAGACUCACUCGGGAAGAAGAUGCCAAUGUACAAGUUCUGGGCAUCCUUCAAAGUUCUGGCUUGCAUGGUCUACCAUUGGAAAUUCAUUCUUCCCUUAAAGCAUGA
Molecule: messenger RNA, 1194 nt
Organism: Caenorhabditis bovis
Lineage: Eukaryota; Metazoa; Nematoda; Chromadorea; Rhabditida; Rhabditidae
Source: the annotation of a GenBank genome assembly